UCAAACAUGUUCUUUGUCUUUGGCUGCACAAAACUAGGUUAUAUUUGAAGAUGUUAAUAAAGAAAAAUGAAAAUUAUAAAUUUAUGUAUAUCAAAUAUUAAUUUGUUUAAUAAAAACUUAAUAAAGCAUAAUUUUGUUCGUUUCUAUGCUGCGCCACCAAAACGUUUUUAUAAAAAUACCAGUAUAUUACGAAGUGAAAGAAAAUUUGAAGUAAUCUUAGAUCAAAGAAAAUUGAAAACCCCAAAAGGAAAUAUUUUCUCUGUUGAAAACGAAGCAUUAGCUAUUGCUGUUGCAACAGAAUGGAAUUCUCAAAAGGAUAAAAUUGUUCAAAGUAAAAUGCAUAUUACAACACUCUGUAAUACGAUUUUAGAUAAUCCAAACAAUUUGACUAAAUAUGAUAUAGUCAAUUAUAUAGUGAAUUAUUUGGACACAGAUACAGUUUUAUUUCAAGCAAAUGAAGAUGAGGACUUAUUUAAAUUUCAAAUAGCAGAAUGGGAUCCAGUAAUUGAAUGGUUUAAUAAAAGAUUCAAUGUACAAUUAAAGAAGUCAACUCAGAUGGAUGUUCCGCCUGUUAGCGACCAAGAUAAGAAUACACUCUCUAAACAUUUGAUGUCGUAUAAUUUUGCAGCUGUCAAUGGUUUUAUGUAUGGAAUUGACACAUUAAAGUCUGUAGUAUUGACCUUCGCCUGUAUAGAAAAACAUAUUACUCCAGAGAGAGCAGUUCUCUUAUCUCGAUUAGAAGAGGAAUAUCAAACUGGACACUGGGGGAGAGUAGAAUGGGCUCAUGACCUUAAUCAACAUAAUCUUCAAGCUAGACUAGCAGCUGUAGUAUUAUUCGUGUAUUUUAAUUCUCAAUCAAAUAGUGUACAGUCUAAAAAUAGUGGAUAAAUUUUUAUGUUUUAAUGAAUAAAUUAUGUAAAAUAUUUAAUACAA
Molecule: messenger RNA, 933 nt
Organism: Anoplophora glabripennis (Asian longhorned beetle)
Lineage: Eukaryota; Metazoa; Arthropoda; Insecta; Coleoptera; Cerambycidae
Product: ATP synthase mitochondrial F1 complex assembly factor 2
Exons: 5
Coding region: 67-888 (273 amino acids)
Biological process (GO): mitochondrial proton-transporting ATP synthase complex assembly
Cellular component (GO): mitochondrion
Source: RefSeq, a predicted model, not a curated record